This is a messenger RNA of Daktulosphaira vitifoliae (grape phylloxera), 2780 nucleotides long. Its product is annotated as fork head domain-containing protein crocodile-like. Gene Ontology annotation, molecular function: DNA-binding transcription factor activity, RNA polymerase II-specific; RNA polymerase II cis-regulatory region sequence-specific DNA binding. The transcript has 2 exons. Bases 518 to 1588 code for a protein of 356 amino acids. The record is from RefSeq and is a predicted model, not a curated record. Gene Ontology annotation, biological process: cell differentiation; regulation of transcription by RNA polymerase II; anatomical structure morphogenesis. Lineage: Eukaryota; Metazoa; Arthropoda; Insecta; Hemiptera; Phylloxeridae.
GUGGGGGGGGAUUGCAGCAAGAUAGAGCCCAUAUAGUUUGUGCCGGCAGCGCACCCCCCUUGUAGACAGCAGGGGAACAAGCGAUAGCGCACUCGAUUGGUCAGUAGGCGUGGAAUCUGUCGGCCAACGGCUGCGCCGAUCUAGGGUGGCAGCGCGCAUGUUGCUGGCAACCGCUGCGUUGGAUGUCGUACCAUCGGGCGUGGUGUCGUCGACGGACUAGUGGUGAAGUGGCGGUGGUGGCGAUGUUAACGUGUGUGCACUGUGCCCGUCGAUUAUCCGAUAUUUUUUCGAGUUGUUUUUAUUAGACCGUUCUCGGGUUUGUUGUUGCUGCUUACCGCCGCGGCGACUGUGUUGUUAUUAUUGCAAACAUCCCGCCGCCGGUGUGUCUCGGUUCCAGUUUUCUCGGCAUCCGAACUAAUUACCGACCGGACCAAAAAACAAUAACAUUAAAAAAUAAAAUAAACGUUCGCGAAAUAUAUUAUUUUUUCAUAUUUCCUGUCGAUAGAAAAACAGUGCGAUGCAUACGCUUUUUGGCGAUCAAAACGCUUACUAUCGGACAGGUAUGUACCCAGCCGCGUCCAACCCGACGGGCGUACCUUAUCCCGGGACUUACGAGCAGUACGCCAGGUAUGGAUACAAUGCGGCCGCCGGAUACCAUCAGACGUCGCAUCACGUGACGGCUGCUGCGGCGGCUGCAGCGGCCGCCAAGGAUAUGGUCAAACCACCGUAUUCGUACAUCGCUCUCAUUGCCAUGGCCAUACAAAACGCGCCCGACAAACGUUGUACCCUCAACGGUAUUUAUCAGUUCAUCAUGGAGCGUUUCCCGUACUAUAGGGAGAACAAACAGGGCUGGCAAAAUUCAAUUAGACACAAUCUCAGCCUCAACGAAUGUUUCGUCAAACAACCUAGAGACGACAAGAAGCCAGGAAAAGGCAGCUACUGGACUCUUGACCCAGACUCCUACAACAUGUUCGACAAUGGGUCGUACCUCCGGCGAAGAAGAAGGUUCAAGAAAAAAGACGCGCUCAAAGAGAAAGAAGAGGCCGUUAAACGACAGCAAGAACUGAUGCUCAAAAAAGUCACCGAGGAACAAUGCAAGUUACUUUUGCACAAUAAGGAUUUGGUGGAGUGUAAACCGAAAAAGGAACCCGGAGUAGCACAGUCGAGUGAUGCGCCGGCACCUCCACUACCGCCAGCGUACCAUCAACAUCACCAUCAUCUGCAAUACAACGACCAAGACGAUUCACCCACGGGAAAUCAUCAUCAUCACCAUCACCAUAGGUACAUGGCGGCUACAGCAGCCGAUCAUCACCACGAUGGAUUCGCAACACAUCAGUAUGUGGCAGCUGCUGCGGCAGCGGCCACCGGUCAUCACCGACCACCCGGUUGGUAUAGUGCCGAUCCAUCAGACUUUUUCGACGCAGUCGUGCCUAACCCAGUAGCUGCUGCAACAGCCGCAACUUGUGGGUUUAGGAACUCUCCUCAUGCGGCUGCUACUGCCUCUACUCAUACUCAACUUCACAACUAUUACCAGCAACAACCACACGAAGCCAAUCCUGUCGCAGUAAAGUUUUCGUCUCAACUUUAACGACGACCGCGGCGGGCUUCCAUCGACAACGAACAGGAGGAGCUGUCAGAUGAACAAAUUGUACUCGUCGGCUUGAGAAGUCGAAAACAAGCGGUGGUCAUGGUGGUGGGACACGAGGCCGGAGACGGGUGAAGUGAAAUAAGAAAAAAAAUUCACCACCAAGACAUAAACCAUAUGGAUCGUGUACGCUGCUGUCUUGUCACUAACGGUGUUUGCUGAGGCUUAUCAGGUGACAUUAGUGUCCGUUUGUCUCACUUAUAAAUAUGUUGUAAUAUAUUUGAUAUUUUUUUGUCAAGUCCAUACAUGGCGUCCAUAAAAAACAGGAUCAGGUACAGAGCUGCAAUAGCAGCUCUAUACCUGUCUGUAAGCUUUUUCUCGAACCGAACAUAUUUGCAUUACGCCGAAGUAAUGAUUUCAUUUGAUCACAGUAAUAAAAAAGAAAAAAUCUGAAAACUUAAGAGUUCGUUAUUUUUUAUUCGAUAAUAUACAUAUGACUUUGUUAUUUCUAUUCAUUCAAUCUCAUACUUAUCAAAUUAAUCAAUCAACUGUUUUUAUCUAUAUAAGUGUACGGUAAUAUGAUUGAUUUAAUAACUAUUAUACAAUUAAUUUAUACUACUACACAAUACCUUUCAUGUUAUACAUGUACUGUAAUGAGUACGAGUAAUUUAUGAAUUGGGUCGUUUGUUUAAAAUGUAAAUGAGUUUAAGCUAUUAACCGUUUAAUCGUUCAGAUUAAAAAAUUUAUGUCCUAAGGUUUUAUAGAAUGUAUAAAUUACAAUAGUAAUACUUGUUGUGAUGUAUACAUUUCAUUCAAUGUUUCAUAACAAUAGUGAAAAUAACUUUUUUCAAAUAUAUAUACUUGUACACAAAUAUAUAAUAGAAAAAUCAACUGAUGAAAAUACUAUAUAAUUCUACUAUCGUUUGGUACUAUUGAAACAUUAUUAGAACUAAAUGUAUAUAUAAUUAAUAUGUAAUUACAUAUAAGUGACUGACUGACUAGUUGGGCUUUAGAUUGUUUUUUAUAAUAUUUAAGUGAUCAAUUCAAUAUUGUAUGAUCCCUAUAACACUUGCUUCUCUUUCUUGUCUAUCUUACAUUUGUCUCUGUAAAUCUAAUGUAUAUUAUUUUUAUUCUAUCUAUGUACACAUUUUAUCUACUUAUUUACAAUGGAUUUAUGAAGAAAUAAUAUAACGUA